UUAAUAGUUUCACUCUUCUCUGUUUUUCUUCCUUUCAAAACCCAAUUGCCAACUCCCUCUUCUUUCUUUCUCUCUUUUCAAUCGGAUGUUGAAACCAAAUUGAAAGUUCGUCCUCUGUUCUUGUCACAAAUUUGUAGAGAUACCCCAAGUUUGAUUUAAUUUAGUUGGAUUUUGUUUUUUUGUUUUUUGUUUUUUGUUUUUUGUUUUUUUUUUCCUUUUCCAUUUUAAGAUGGAAAAUGGAAGUGUGAGAAUUAAAAGAGCAGAGAUUGAUACGAGAAAGCCAUUUCGUUCAGUAAAAGAAGCCGUUACGUUGUUCGGUGACAAAGUUUUGGCCGGAGAACUUUAUAGCAACAGGAUUAAACAGAUGCAUGGGAACGAUGAGCAACGUAAAGAAAGAAAUGGGGAAAGCCAAUUGAAGCUAGGAAAUGUUGCAGCUGAAUUAGAAGAAACAAAGCAAAGCCUUUCAAAAGCCAAAGAAGAAAGCAUGGUAAUGGCUCAUUGCCUUUCAUCUCUCCAAGAAGAGCUUGAGAAGACCAAAAAAGAGCUUCAACUCUUAAAGGAACGAGAAUUAUCUUCAUUUUUGGACAACCAUCAAUCCGAAGAUGUAAAACUUCCUGUAGAGCCUGAUUCUAUGGAAUUUCAAAAGAAACGUUAUGUCACUUUUGCCAACCCUCCUGUUGCCGUCGCUCACCUCGCCAUUCCACCCCCCGCCGCCGUCGAGAAAUUGGACAGGCUCUCCUCUCUUAGAAGGGAGAAGAAUAAGAUCAAGAAGACAUUAAUCCCUCUCAUUUCCGGCAUAUUUUCGAAGAAAAAAGGAAAUUAGAGACACCCACUGGCUCUUUCUAAGAAAAUAAUUGAAUUCAGACUCUUUGACAGCGAAUGAAUUAUGAGAUUGGUCAUGUAAUAAUAAAUUCCAUGCAUAUAUAUAAACUUCCUUUUUUUUCAUUCA
This is a messenger RNA of Benincasa hispida (wax gourd), 949 nucleotides long. Its product is annotated as WEB family protein At1g75720. Gene Ontology annotation, biological process: chloroplast accumulation movement; chloroplast avoidance movement. Gene Ontology annotation, cellular component: cytosol. Lineage: Eukaryota; Viridiplantae; Streptophyta; Magnoliopsida; Cucurbitales; Cucurbitaceae. The record is from RefSeq and is a predicted model, not a curated record.